AUGAAUUUGGAACGUGAACUCCAUCCUUACCAUCUUCUUGGUGUCGCCUUCACUCAGUACUUCUGGGAAACGUACUACGUGAUCGACGGCAGCACUGUCGCCUUAGAAUGGUUGGAUACCACUUUUGAAGAGUUGAAAUACCAGCCCAGUGAUAUAAGCACCCAUUCACUUAUUGUUGCUGUUCUAAUAGUAGCGCUGACUAGCUGUGUCGUUUUGGAGGACUCUGAAUAUGUGAAUACAGGUAAAGUACCUAUGCUUAACAUUGGAACCUCGAAAGAGUGA
Penicillium verrucosum is the source of this 282-nucleotide messenger RNA. RefSeq lists its product as uncharacterized. The coding region runs from base 1 to 282 and encodes 93 amino acids. The transcript has a single exon. Lineage: Eukaryota; Fungi; Ascomycota; Eurotiomycetes; Eurotiales; Aspergillaceae. The record is from RefSeq and is a predicted model, not a curated record.